Molecule: messenger RNA, 2062 nt
Organism: Manis pentadactyla (Chinese pangolin)
Lineage: Eukaryota; Metazoa; Chordata; Mammalia; Pholidota; Manidae
Gene: PHB2
Product: prohibitin 2
Exons: 8
Coding region: 159-1028 (289 amino acids)
Biological process (GO): mitochondrion organization
Cellular component (GO): mitochondrion; membrane
Source: RefSeq, a predicted model, not a curated record
GGGCGGGAAGAAAGGAGUACACUUCCGGUGCCCUUUCUCCCGCGAGUGCCUCCUGCCCUGGACCCUCGUGUGAAGGGUGUGAUCCCUAAAGUGGAGUAGGGUAGAGGCGGGCCGGCACCCACUUCUGGCCUCUGGUGCCGCCAGCCUCACCAUCGGACAUGGCCCAGAACUUGAAAGACUUAGCGGGACGCCUGCCCUCCGGGCCCCGCGGCAUGGGCACGGCGCUGAAGCUGCUGCUGGGGGCCGGCGCCGUAGCCUACGGCGUUCGCGAGUCCGUGUUCACCGUGGAAGGCGGGCACAGGGCCAUUUUCUUUAAUCGGAUCGGUGGCGUGCAGCAGGACACCAUUCUGGCUGAGGGCCUCCACUUCAGGAUCCCUUGGUUCCAGUACCCUAUCAUCUAUGACAUUCGGGCCAGACCCCGAAAAAUUUCCUCCCCCACAGGCUCCAAAGACCUACAGAUGGUGAACAUCUCCCUGCGGGUGCUGUCUCGACCCAAUGCCCAGGAGCUUCCCAGCAUGUACCAGCGCCUAGGGCUUGACUACGAGGAGCGAGUGUUGCCAUCCAUUGUCAACGAGGUGCUCAAGAGUGUGGUGGCCAAGUUCAACGCCUCACAGCUGAUCACCCAGCGGGCCCAGGUGUCCCUCUUGAUCCGACGGGAACUGACAGAGAGGGCCAAGGACUUCAGCCUUAUCCUGGACGACGUUGCCAUCACAGAGCUCAGCUUUAGCCGCGAGUACACAGCUGCUGUAGAAGCCAAACAAGUGGCCCAGCAGGAGGCCCAGCGGGCCCAGUUCUUGGUGGAAAAAGCAAAGCAGGAACAGCGGCAGAAGAUAGUGCAGGCCGAGGGAGAGGCAGAGGCCGCCAGGAUGCUUGGAGAAGCACUGGGCAAGAACCCUGGCUACAUCAAGCUGCGCAAGAUCCGAGCAGCUCAGAACAUCUCCAAGACGAUUGCCACAUCCCAGAAUCGUAUCUAUCUCACUGCUGACAACCUUGUGCUAAACCUACAGGAUGAAAGUUUCACCCGGUGAGAGACGUGACCUACAGUGGUUCAUCACAAACGACAGGGCCUGGGUCUGGUCACGGGCUCUGGAGCCUGUCACCAGUUUGUUUGCUUGACCCUGGAAAGACAUGUUUCUCUGAACCAAGGUUUUUUAAAGUGGGUGGUUGACAAUUCCUAACUUGAAUCUCACAGGAUUAAUUUUAUAAGAUAAAAUAGGAUUAUUCAGAUAAAAAAGCAUUUAAAUAGUAAAGUUUUGUCUAACUGAAAAGUGAAAGAUGAUAGUGUACUCAGGAGCCCUAAAAUUGCUGCCCUGGGGCCAUGGAAGGAUGCUAGGAAAGGAGUGGUGGGAACUGGCAGUGGCUAAGCAAACCAAAGGCUAAAAUCCUGGCUUUCCAACCCAUUUGUUUCUCUCUUGGGAGUAAAGGAGGUUUGAGGGCUGGGUGGGGCCUGAAGCUGUCAAUCACAUGUGCGCUUCUCUUUUCUUCCUGUUUGCUGUUCACCUGGCCGCCUGGCGCCCACAGGGGCAGGUAAGGUUGAUGCAUGUUUACUUCCAUGGGGUCUUGCAGUUCAUCUCCAAGUACCUGCCUCCUCUCCCCCACACAAACCGGCAGUCUGGGAAGAGAGCUGAGGAGGGAGUUCCUGAGCUGCUCUGCUUCUGAUUUGUGUCCCCUAAUGUCAUCACUUCGUCUCAAUUCUACAGUGACAGCCUUAUCAAGAGCAAGAAAUGAGCCUGGUGACCAAGAACUCCACCCCCAGAGAAGUGGAUCUCUUUUCUCCCCUGGUUUUUGAGGAGCCAGCCUGAGCCUGGAGUCCGGCACACCCCCACCCCAUCCCCAGCGUCAUGUGAUGGCCCCUCUGCGUCAGUCCUCCCAACCCUGCUAGGAUGAAUGAAGACUAACUGAUUUUCAGGGGAAUGCCUUUCUUCCUCCCCGUGUUGGCCAGGGUUAUUGGGACCGUGUGUAAUUUCUAAGUGAUUUCCUGCAGUGCUGGUUCCUCCCUCUUUGGGAGGCAGUAGCCACCAUCCCCGGGAUUCUCAAUAAAUUUUUAUUACUCAAGCUUAAA